Molecule: messenger RNA, 573 nt
Organism: Sphenostylis stenocarpa
Lineage: Eukaryota; Viridiplantae; Streptophyta; Magnoliopsida; Fabales; Fabaceae
Source: the annotation of a GenBank genome assembly
AUGGAACUUUCUUCUACACCGAAGAUAGAGGAGUAUAUUGAGCCGCGUCCACUUCGAAUUGAGAUGCCGCAGAUUAUUAACGGAAAGAGGGGAAAUGGCCAGACUUGGAGCGAAUACGAGCACAGUUCUUUCGACGGACACUCGGACGGCGUUGCCGCUUCGGAGCUAACGCCGGAGGGGCGACGAUAUCGGUGCUCGGCUGCGAUGCAGUUGCUGCAGCCGGCGGAGCCGUUUCCUCCGCGGCGUCCGGUGCGGAGGGGAUUGGAGGGUCCGGCGGUGGGGGAUUGGUUUCGGGCACUUCCGCCAUUGUGGUCACAGUGGCAGUGGCGGAGUGCGCAGGAUAAGGGAGACGGGGAGUUUUCUGGUGCGGUAGGGUGCAAGGGUACAAUUACCUCUAAGAUUGUGCGCCGUUGGAUAGUUAUUAUGCGGUUUUUGAGUGUUCGGAGCUGUAGUCAGGACUUAGCUCUGGGAUUUGAGUCUUGGAGUGAAGUUCUGAAGGAUGGCAUGACCAGAGGCUCUGGCGUUCGUUGCAUACUUUUUGUUUGGAGUGAAGUAUACAAAGGUCUUGUCCAG